UAACGAGUUAUGCCACGCUGCUCAAAGCAUUUUAAAGGCGUUGAGGGAAAGUUUAAUACUUCUUUCUCCAUUGUCUUGGAGGAAAAAGAAAUCGAAUCGUCGUGCCGCCUGACUGUAAAAUGAAUGCCGAAUAAAUCAAAUACCUUUCUUCACACACAUUGUUUUGAGUAUUAGUUGUAAAGGAAACCGUUACAUGGCAGAAGAUACUCAGGAUCGUAGAGACGGUCACACUUAUGAAUUUGUCACAUAACAUGUUGCACAAAGCGUGCUGGUUGUUAUUGAUACACUCUUGAAAUAUUAAACAUGGACUAUACUGAAGUGUAUUAAGUGAGCAAACUGAAACAUUUACGUCAAACAGAAUGGAAACUACAAUCGCCGUCGCAGAAAAUUCCCCACAAAAGAUCCCCAAGAUCAAGGUAUACAAGAGGAGAUUAUGGACCCUCGGCCUGUUCAGUAUAUCGUCUAUGAUGAGUGCCAUGACCUUCCCACAAUAUGUAGUCAUGGCCAACAUCAACAGCUGCUUCUACGACGUGAGCAUGGAAGCAGUUAAUUGGACUGCUAUGAUCUGGAUGGUAGUUUAUUUCUUUUUCAGUUUUCCUAUGUCAUACCUUAUGAAUAAUUACCUGAAUCUACGGUGGACGGUUAUGGGCGCAGCCUUUUUUAAUGUUGUAGCUACCGGUCUUCAAUUUGCUACUACGCAACCCAGCGGGUUUCCUUAUGUCAUGCUGAGUGCAUUUGUUGCUUCGUUGUCCAACCUUUUCAUACUGGCCAUUCCUCCUUUUCUGGCUGCGAAAUGGUUUCCCAGCCACGAACUGAACCGAGCAUGCGCUGUGGGAGUGUUUGGAAAUCAGUUAGGAAUUGCUAUCGGAUUUGUACUGUCUCCUUUAGCAGUGUCCAAUGAAUGUUCUCGUAAGGACCUGAUAACUAUUGGCAAGCGAAAUGUUGCCUACAUUUUAACAGCUGUCAACAUCGUUAUCUUCAUUUUAAUUACUUUCACUUUUCAGAAUGCCCCCAAACUCCCUCCAAGUGUCGGCGAAGCCCAGAAAAAGAAGGAUCCCAAUGUUUCUUACAAGGAAAUUGUACUCAGUAUGAUGAAGAACACGGAUUUCAUCCUCAUAUUCAUAAUAUAUGGUCUCAUGGUUGGAUCCUUUUUUGCUCUUGGUUCAACGUUAAACGAACUUAUUCUUGAAUUUUUUCCACAUCAAGAAGUUGCAAUUGGAUGGAUGGGAUUACUUUUCAUCGUGUGUGGUCUGGUCGGAUCAUUGUUCGCUGGUUACAUUUUGGAUCGCACCCACAAGUUCAAGGAAACAACUUUCGGUAUAUGCUUCGCCAGCUUAAUUACAUUCAUAGUGUUUAGUGGAUGCCUGUACGCGAACCAAAUUUGGAUACAAUUUAUCACCAUUGGCGUUUUUGGGUUUUUCUUAACAAGUUUUCUACCCAUCGGUUUCGAAUAUGGUAUCGAGGUGACUUAUCCACAGUCUGAAGCGAUCUGUGCAUGCUUGCUCAAUGCAUCAACAAUGUUUUUUGGCCUUAUUUUAACUGAAAUGCUGUCCCAUAUUCUUGAGAGCGAAGGCCCUCUUUCAUCAAAUGCUGCACUCACAGUAAUACUGUUUUUGUGCUGCGUGUUAGCAAAUUUUAUGACAAAGGAUUACAAAAGAAGCAAACAGAACGCAGAAAUUAAUGAUUCUGUCUCAAAAUGAAAGAACGAAUAGAAAGAACGAAUCCCCUGCACAGUCCCAGCAUUUUGAGUAAUGGAUUCUCUAUAUGUUUUCAUCUCAUUAUUUAUGUAAUCAUACUCAUCAUAUGCAAUGCAUGAAACGACUUUUUAUGAAUGUGUAUUGUAUUUUGCUGUGUGAAAGUUUCACGUAUAAGCAUUAUAAGUUACAAAAAGAAAAUAUAUUAAAGCUUAAAAUGAAGAAUUGGCUUAGUAGAAUAUUUAUUUGUAAGCAAUACAUCUUCAAAUAUGAACCUCUCCGAGAGAUCUCCUAGCUUAUGAAAUCUGAAGAAUGUAUAACGCUCUAAUAAUUCUGAUCGCUGCUACAAAAUAAAUGGAUAUCUUUUCUAAAGCAUUUCCAUUUUCCAACCCCAAGUCUUAAGUUAUUAACUUAACAGACUUUUUAAAGUCUCUUAGAAAGUGUAUUUGAGUCCAUGGGACUUGGUGGAUAUCAAGCCUUCAUCUCAUUUUCUUUAAAUCUAAAAUUUACAAACUAUGUCCAAAAUUUAAUUAUUAAUAUUUUUAUUGGUUUUUUAAUCAUUAUAACUUUUUAUAUCGAAUAUAAAUUUAAGUUAUAAUAAUAAUUUUUCUAGUAUUUCAAAAUUUUCGUUCUUAAAUAUUUUUAAAUUCUGAUUUCCCUUCUUCCAAUACAAAGUCUUUGAAUUGGCUGUAUUCCAUUUAUUCGUUUAUGUAUGAUUAGGUGAUUAUUGCUUAGUUAUUGAAUUUCAAAUAUAUUAAAUAUUAAAGUUACCACCAAAUAGUUAAGUUACUUAAACAUAACUAUUAACCUCCCUUAAGUAAUAAAAGUUCUUUAACCUCUUGAAAUAUGAAUUUACUUAACUUCCGAAUUAGAUGGUAUAUCCUGUAGGUGGCAAUUAUUAUCCUGUAACAAUACAAGGGCAUUUUAAGAAUGAUGCAUUUUGAGUGAUUUUUGCAUUUUAAAUUGCUUAAUAUUUUUCACUUUAAGUUUUAAAAUUGAAAAUUUAAUAAUUUGUUCUCUAAGUCAAAUUCGUCAUUGUAUGCGAAGGCUUUAACAAGACAUUCCUCUUGAUGAUACAUUAACGUUUAGAAAUGAUUGAAGAGACUCAGAAUUAUAUG
Molecule: messenger RNA, 2812 nt
Organism: Argiope bruennichi
Lineage: Eukaryota; Metazoa; Arthropoda; Arachnida; Araneae; Araneidae
Product: feline leukemia virus subgroup C receptor-related protein 2-like
Exons: 11
Coding region: 360-1700 (446 amino acids)
Biological process (GO): heme export; transmembrane transport
Cellular component (GO): membrane
Molecular function (GO): heme transmembrane transporter activity; heme binding
Source: RefSeq, a predicted model, not a curated record